Molecule: messenger RNA, 249 nt
Organism: Ophidiomyces ophidiicola
Lineage: Eukaryota; Fungi; Ascomycota; Eurotiomycetes; Onygenales; Onygenaceae
Exons: 2
Coding region: 1-249 (82 amino acids)
Source: RefSeq, a predicted model, not a curated record
AUGGGGAGAGGAGACGACGCUCUAGCCGGCCGGAAGGAAGAGAACAUCCCUGGCCAUGUGUUUGCAUCGAGCGACACCGAAAGGAAAAUAUACUUCAAGGGCCGCUACCUCUCGAUCUAUGACGAGACAACCGAGCACUAUUACACACACGUAGAUCACGACUUCCCGACGACAGACUAUGAGCGAUACACGGUUCCGCCCGGGUACACCGUGUACAUCCGAGGUGCGAGCGUGUACUUCGAGGUCUAG